AUGGCUCGCACUAAGCAAACCGCCCGCAAGUCCACUGGUGGCAAGGCCCCUCGUAAGCAGCUUGCUUCCAAGGCUGCUCGCAAGUCUGCCCCAUCAACCGGAGGUGUCAAGAAGCCUCACCGAUAUAAGCCCGGUACCGUCGCUCUUCGUGAGAUUCGUCGCUACCAGAAGUCGACUGAGCUUCUCAUCCGCAAGCUCCCCUUCCAGCGUCUGGUUCGUGAGAUUGCCCAAGACUUCAAGUCCGACCUCCGAUUCCAGUCUUCUGCUAUCGGUGCUCUUCAGGAGUCUGUUGAGUCUUACCUCGUCUCUCUCUUUGAGGACACCAACUUGUGUGCCAUCCACGCCAAGCGUGUCACCAUCCAGUCGAAGGACAUUCAGCUUGCCCGUCGCCUCCGUGGCGAGCGCAACUAA
Molecule: messenger RNA, 411 nt
Organism: Hypoxylon fragiforme
Lineage: Eukaryota; Fungi; Ascomycota; Sordariomycetes; Xylariales; Hypoxylaceae
Product: histone H3
Exons: 3
Coding region: 1-411 (136 amino acids)
Biological process (GO): rRNA transcription
Cellular component (GO): nucleosome
Molecular function (GO): protein heterodimerization activity; structural constituent of chromatin; DNA binding
Source: RefSeq, a predicted model, not a curated record